GGUCACACUGGCACUUUGCAAACAGCGCUGAAAACUUACAAAUUUAUAAACAAUGAGCAGCGAAAAGGCUGAGAAAGCCAAAGUCAGCGCACAAAUCAAACAUGUGCCCAAAGAUGCACAAGUUAUUAUGUCCAUCCUCAAAGAGCUCAACAUCCAGGAAUACGAGCCACGCGUAGUCAACCAACUGCUUGAGUUCACAUUUCGGUAUGUGACUUGCAUACUGGAUGACGCCAAAGUAUAUGCGAACCAUGCACGCAAAAAAACCAUCGAUUUGGAAGAUGUGCGUCUUGCUACUGAGAUGACUCUGGACAAGAGUUUUACUGGACCUCCAUCACGUCAUGUGCUGGCCAAAAUGGCGGAACUGCGCAAUGCAAUGCCACUACCUCCGAUCAAGCCCCAUUGCGGUCUGCGUUUACCGCCCGAUCGCUACUGUUUGACAGGCGUCAACUAUAAGCUGCGCGCCACAAAUCAGCCCAAAAAAAUGACCAAAUCGGCGUUGGAGGGACGCACCGUGAAGACGGUGGUGAAGCCCGUAUCUAGCGCCAAUGGACCCAAACGUGCCCACUCAAUAGUGUCCAAGCAACAAGUUGUCACCAUUCCAAAGCCAGUCAUCAAAUUCACAACCACAACGAAAAUGGUUACUCCCAUAGAAGUGAAGAAUGAGCCGAAUGCCAGUGACAUGAAAAUGGAGGUGGACAGUGAUGCGGCGGCCGUGGGCAGCAUUGGAGGCAGUAAUGUGGCUGUAAAGCGGGAACGCGACGAAGAAGAAUUUGAAUUUACAGCGAAUUGAGAACAUAUACACCAUGUAAAACAAUUAUACUUAAGGCAUAUUUGUAACUUUCACGGAUAUGUGGAAUUAACAGUUUCGGCAUAUUCUAAAUUAGUAUCUU
Molecule: messenger RNA, 890 nt
Organism: Drosophila hydei
Lineage: Eukaryota; Metazoa; Arthropoda; Insecta; Diptera; Drosophilidae
Gene: Taf9
Product: transcription initiation factor TFIID subunit 9
Exons: 2
Coding region: 53-790 (245 amino acids)
Biological process (GO): DNA-templated transcription initiation; RNA polymerase II preinitiation complex assembly
Cellular component (GO): transcription factor TFIID complex; SAGA complex
Molecular function (GO): RNA polymerase II general transcription initiation factor activity; transcription coactivator activity; protein heterodimerization activity
Source: RefSeq, a predicted model, not a curated record